UAUUGUGAUAAAAUAGUUAAAUUAUGAUCAAUUAUGUGUGUAGCUAUUUUAGAUAUUAGAUUUUUUUAAAUAAUAUAAAAGAAAAGUAUUUUAAUAAACGUAGGAUAUGAAUUACCCAGAACAGGCGUGGGAAAUCAACGGAAAUCAAACACCUAUGGUAACAACUACUUCAGACAUAACUCCAUAUAUUAGCAAUGAAAUUAAUAACUAUUCUAUGUGGGACAACUCAGUGCUAUAUCCGUCAACACCUAUGUCAAUGCAUUCAAAUCUAAGUGAUCAAGGGCUUUGUAGACAAUCAUGUGUAUUACUACAUCAAAGUCGUUAUAUCAUAAAUGGAAGAGCAUCAAACGUUCUUUCAUCAACCACAAAAAAACCCAGACGUAGAGUAGCCACAAUUUCACAAAGAAGAGCAGCAAAUAUUCGUGAAAGACGUAGAAUGUUUAAUUUAAAUGAAGCAUUUGACAAACUACGAAGAAAAGUUCCAACAUUUGCUUAUGAAAAACGACUAUCCAGGAUUGAAACAUUAAGGCUAGCUAUAACUUAUAUUGCAUUCAUGAGUGAGUUAUUAGGUAUUAAAUUACAAAGCCCGAAACAGGAUUAUACAUCGAAGGAAUAUUAUUUGAAAAACAGUUAAAAGAUAUGAACAGUUUCAUUACGCUUCCAGUGCAAAAUUUAUUGAUAAAUUCAUUAUUAUUAUCAAAACGCUAUUUCAAUAAUAUUAUUUUUAAUGCAGAAAAAUCUCAUACGUGUAAGUUAGGCAAUUUAUUGUAUGGCAUAUUACUAAAUCAAUUAUAUACUUUUUCAAAAAGGUAUAGCAGAUACAUUCGUGGAUAAUAUUAACUUAACAAUAUUUUCAUAUUUCAGAUUAUAUUGACGAAAUUAAGCCGUUUUUGGACAUAAGUAAAUUUUCUUUGAAUUAUGAAUAACAUACUUUCAUUACUGUGAAUAAUGUACAAUUGAAAAUAUUUAUUAAAAAAACCAGAAUAUUUUUU
Phymastichus coffea is the source of this 992-nucleotide messenger RNA. Its product is annotated as pancreas transcription factor 1 subunit alpha-like. Gene Ontology annotation, biological process: regulation of transcription by RNA polymerase II; developmental process. The coding region runs from base 107 to 634 and encodes 175 amino acids. NCBI's taxonomy places the organism in Eukaryota, Metazoa, Arthropoda, Insecta, Hymenoptera, Eulophidae. The record is from RefSeq and is a predicted model, not a curated record. The transcript has 4 exons. Gene Ontology annotation, molecular function: DNA-binding transcription factor activity, RNA polymerase II-specific; protein dimerization activity; RNA polymerase II transcription regulatory region sequence-specific DNA binding.